AAGUUAAAAAAACCACCUGGCGUUCUCGCAGGGCGGGAAUCCUGACUUUCGCAGUUCCCGCAGGGUGGUCGUCCAAACCUCCGUCGAUUCUCCCUGGCUGCCGCUUCCUCUGACUCCGAGUCUCCGACGGCGGCUCCUGUAAUUCCUCUAGCGUUUUCCGUCCGCCGUCACUCCGGCCGGGAUUCAGGCGUCAGGUAUCUCACUAUUUCUCAAUUGUAGGUUGUCGGUUGUCCUGUUGAAAAUCUUGAACUGAUGCCAUCUCCUAAAUAGGAACCUGAUGGCGCCUUAGGGGAAAGAGAGUUGGAGGCUACUACGGUACCACCCUUGUGCAGAAAUGUUCUGCAAGAGUGCAUCUCAGUUGCUGAAGGAACUAGCAUACAAUGACAAUGAUCAGCUAACACCAUUCAAUAAUGAUAUCUUUGAACAAGUUUUCAGAGAAUGUGAUGAGCACCACUUGCAUCUUCAGUCUUUGAUGAGGAAAAUUCAGGAUGAUGGAUUAGACAUACAAACAACUAGAAAUUCUGAUCAUUUCGGUGCUGUAAUUCACCACCUUUCCCUGAUAAGAAACAAGCGUUGUCUUAUGGCCUACAUGUACAACCGGGCAGAAAUAAUACGGAGCCUGAGAUGGAAAAUUGGGACUAUACUUCCCGAAGAGAUUCAAUCAAAGCUUAACUACUCAGACGAGGAGUAUUUCAAGAAUCACUGUGCUGCUUUGGAGGUUUAUAUGUCAGAAAUAGAUCUGGAUUUGACAGUGGACAUGAUCCCACCUAAGGAUCCAUCGAUACAGGUCCGUGUCCGUUGUGAUAUUGGUGAUGUCUUGCUUGGUGACCAGGUAGCAUCACUGACUAACAACUCGGUGCAUUUGAUGAAGCGUACAGAUGCCGAACAAUUUAUUUCCCAGUUUCAGGGGCUGAUGGAAGAGUUCACUUAAAACAUGAGCGAGACUUUGCUUGACGCAUAAUUGGCUUUCCUUUUAGCAUUUAAAUGUGGAUAGCCCAGCUGUCUUAUAUAAGAGCUUUACUAGAAUAUCACUAAGGCCUACUUUUAUGGCUGGAAAUGAUUUUAUUCACGCUGUGGAAAUCCUAGAUUAUUUAUUCGGGCUGGUAUGUAUGAGUAUUUGUCCAAGGGGGUGCUAUGUAUCGUUGUUUGCUUACCUGGAUAACAUUAUGCAGAGCCUCUUUUAUUGUUUCA
Nymphaea colorata (pocket water lily) is the source of this 1191-nucleotide messenger RNA. RefSeq lists its product as uncharacterized. Gene Ontology annotation, cellular component: GINS complex. The transcript is spliced from 7 exons. Bases 335 to 931 code for a protein of 198 amino acids. Lineage: Eukaryota; Viridiplantae; Streptophyta; Magnoliopsida; Nymphaeales; Nymphaeaceae. Gene Ontology annotation, biological process: DNA replication; DNA strand elongation involved in mitotic DNA replication. The record is from RefSeq and is a predicted model, not a curated record.